This is a messenger RNA of Cololabis saira (Pacific saury), 2308 nucleotides long. RefSeq names its product protein kinase cGMP-dependent 1b (gene prkg1b). Gene Ontology annotation, biological process: protein phosphorylation. The coding region runs from base 1 to 2073 and encodes 690 amino acids. NCBI's taxonomy places the organism in Eukaryota, Metazoa, Chordata, Actinopteri, Beloniformes, Belonidae. The transcript has 18 exons. The record is from RefSeq and is a predicted model, not a curated record. Gene Ontology annotation, molecular function: ATP binding; cGMP-dependent protein kinase activity.
AUGGGGACCCUGCGGGACCUGCAGUACGCCCUGCAGGCCAAGGUGGAGGAGCUGCGUCAGCGCGACGCCCUGAUCGACGAGCUGGAGCUGGAGCUGGACCAGAAGGACGAGCUGAUCCAGCGGCUGCAGAACGAGCUGGACAAGUACCGGUCGGUGGUCCGGCCCGCCACGGCCCAGCAGCGGGUCCGGGCCCGGCAGCAGGGCCCGGGCCCGCAGCCGGACCAGCACCGCAGCAAGAGGCAGGCCAUCUCGGCCGAGCCCACCGCCGCCGACAUCAGCGACCUCUGCCACGUCACGCUGCCCUCCUACCCCAAGAGCUCCGGGUCCAAGGAGCUCAUCAAGGACGCCAUCCUGGACAACGACUUCAUGAAGAACCUGCAGCCGUCCCAGAUCCACGAGGUGGUGGACUGCAUGUACCCGGUGCAUUAUGGGAAGGACGCCUGCAUCAUCCGGGAGGGCGACGUGGGCUCGCUGGUCUUCGUGAUGGAGGAAGGGAAGGUGGAGGUGACCAAAGAGGGGGUGAAGCUGUGCACCAUGGGACCGGGGAAGGUGUUCGGGGAACUGGCCAUCCUCUACAACUGCACCAGGACAGCCACCGUCAGAACUCUGACCCACAUCAAGCUUUGGGCCAUCGACCGCCAGUGUUUCCAGACCAUCAUGAUGAGGACUGGACUCAUCAAACACGCCGAGUACAUGGACUUUCUGAAGAGUGUUCCGACCUUCCAAAGUCUUCCGGAGGAAACGCUCAGCAAGCUGGCGGACGUCAUGGAGGAGACUCACUACGAGGACGGCGAGUACAUCGUCAGGCAGGGAGCUCCGGGAGACACCUUCUUCAUCAUCAGCAAGGGGAAGGUGAACGUGACCCAGGGGGAUUCAGCCAAUCAGGAGCCGGUGCACCUGCGGGAGCUGUCCAGAGGAGACUGGUUUGGAGAGCGAGCGCUGCAGGGGGAGGACGUGAGGACAGCCAACGUUGUCGCUGCUGACACCGUCAUCUGUCUGGUCAUUGAUCGUGACUCCUUCAAGCACCUGAUCGGCGGCCUGGAGGACGUUUCUAAUAAAGCCUACGAAGACGGGGACGCCAAGGCCCAGUACGAAGCCGAGAACUCCUUCUUCUCCGGCCUGAAGCUCGGAGACUUCAACCUCAUCGACACGCUGGGAGUCGGGGGGUUUGGACGCGUGGAGCUGGUGCAGCUGAAGAACGAGGAGGCCAAGACCUUCGCCAUGAAGAUCCUGAAGAAGCGCCACAUCGUGGACACGAGGCAGCAGGAGCACAUUCGCUCGGAGAAACACAUCAUGACCGAGACGCACUCCGACUUCAUCGUCAGGCUGCACCGGACGUUCAAAGACAGGAAAUACCUGUACAUGCUGAUGGAGGCUUGUCUGGGCGGAGAGCUGUGGACCAUCCUGAGAGACAGGGGUUCGUUUGAAGAUUCCACCACCAGGUUCUACACGGGCUGCGUCCUCGAGGCGUUUGCUUACCUGCACGCCAAAGGCAUCAUAUACCGGGACCUGAAACCUGAAAACCUGGUCCUGGACCGCCGAGGAUACGCCAAACUGGUGGACUUUGGUUUUGCAAAAAAGAUCGGCUUCUGUAAGAAAACGUGGACCUUCUGCGGAACGCCGGAGUACGUUGCCCCGGAGAUCAUCCUCAACAAGGGCCACGACGUGUCGGCCGACUACUGGUCCCUGGGAGUCCUGAUGUACGAGCUGCUGACCGGCAGUCCUCCGUUCUCGGGUCCGGAUCCCAUGAAGACCUACAACAUCAUCCUGAGGGGGAUCGACAUGAUCGAGUUCCCCAAGAAGAUCACGAAGAACGCCACCCACCUCAUCAAGAAGCUGUGCAGGGACAAUCCCUCGGAGAGGCUGGGAAACCUGAAGAACGGAGUGAAGGACAUCCAGAAGCACAAGUGGUUCGAGGGCUUCAACUGGGACGGGCUGAAGAAAGGAACUCUGACUCCGCCCAUCGUACCCGUGGUCUCCUCUGCGGUCGACACCAGCAACUUCGACAGUUUUCCCGAAGACCGCGAGGACCCGCCUCCGGAUGACGACUCCGGCUGGGACCACGACUUCUGAGGUUUCUGGUGGACCUGGUUUCUGGUGGACCUGGUUUCUGGUGGACCCGGCGUACACGAAGGAGCACGGAGAGGAGGCUGCUGGUCCAGCGGUUCCUGGUACCUGGACCUGGACCUGCAGGUUCCAGUCCUGAACCGGCGUUCGUUCUGACGCCUGAGACACAUUCAAACUUUACCGUUUCCUCGAUGACUCGGGGGACGAUUCCUGAAGAACCUCACAAGGAACCUCGAGGAAC